GCAUGAGAUACAUAUCAAAAGUUCUGAAGAACAGCCUCCAUGAAAAGUUUCCAGACGCCUCAGAGGAUGAGCUGAUGAAGAUUGUGGGGAACCUGCUGUAUUACCGCUACAUGAACCCCGCCAUCGUGGCCCCCGACGGCUUUGACAUAUCAUCGACAUGUGCCGGAGGGCAGCUUCACCAGGACCAGCGGCGUAACCUGGGCUCGGUGGCCAAGAUGCUGCAGCACGCGGCCGCCAACAAGCUGUUCGAGGGCGAGAACGCACACAUGACGCCGCUCAACAACUACAUCUCUCAGACAUACGAGAAGUUCAGGUUGUUUUUCCAGUCGGCCUGUGACGUUCCUGAACCCGAGGAGAAGUUUAACGUGGAUGAGUACUCCGACAUGGUGACCCUGAGCAAACCCAUCAUCUACAUCUCAAUAGAGGAGAUCAUCAACACUCACUCGCUGCUGCUGGAGCAUCUGGAGGCCAUCUCUCCAGACAAGAACGACCUGCUGCACGAGCUGCUGCAGGACGGGGACGUCCCCGACGUGGAGGCGCUGCUCGGGGAAGGAGCCGCAGAUCCCAGCGACCCAAACAGAGAGAGCGCUCUGAGCCAGCUGGGGAAGACGGAGAUCUCACUCACUCUCAGCAAGUUCGAGCUGCUGGACGGAGACGACAAGGACCUCAAAACUCUCAUUACCAAGACGAAAAAGCUGAUUGUGGACGUGAUUCGGAUUCAACAUGGAGAAACUUUGACUGAAAUUCUGGAAACACCGGCUACUAAUCAACAGGAGCUGGAGCACACAACGAUCGCCGAGCGCAGAGCGGUUCAGGACGCUCAGACCCCGGAGGGUCUGAGAGCAGCGCCGGUGCUGGAGGACAGCCAGCUGCCCCUGGAGCAGAAGAAGAGGAAGAUCCUGCGGAACCUCCGCAGCCUGGAGCAGGCCGGCCUGGUGGCGCCAGCAGCAGAUACCAGGAACCUCAUCAACGAAUAUCAAAAGGACAUCCGCUACCAGAGACGCUACAGACAGAGGAGGAAGGCCGAGCUGGUGAAGCUGCAGCAGACCUCUGACGGCGCUCAACUCCAAAACGACUUCUUCCAGGACCAGAUGAACUACUACGACACCUACAUCAAGACCUGCCUGGACAACCUCAACCGGAAGAGGGGAGAAGGCAGCAAGAAGGGGAAACCUCAGUCUCUCAAGUACACCGCUGCGAGGCUGCACGAGAAGGGAGUCAUCCUGGAGAUAGAAGGUCUUCAGACCAAACCAGUGAGUUUUAAAAAUGUCAUGUUUGACAUUUCGCCCAGUGAGGAAGUCGGAGAUUUCGAGGUGAAAGCCAAGUUUAUGGGGGUCGAAAUGGAGAAGGUUCAGCUUCAUUUCCAGGACCUCCUGCAGCUGCAGUAUGAAGGCGUGGCCGUCAUGAAGAUGUUCGACAAAGCCAAAGUGAACGUCAACCUCCUCAUUUUCCUCCUGAACAAGAAGUUUUACGGGAAGUGAACCGGAGCGGAGGAAAGCCGUCGUGCCUUCUGACAGAACCAAAAUGAAUUCAGUAAAGAAAAAAAAACAAACAUCAAGUGUAGUUUCAUCUGCCUAUGAUUUGACGAUCACCCCAAAUGAAAUGUGUUUU
Molecule: messenger RNA, 1611 nt
Organism: Salarias fasciatus (jewelled blenny)
Lineage: Eukaryota; Metazoa; Chordata; Actinopteri; Blenniiformes; Blenniidae
Product: ras GTPase-activating-like protein IQGAP2
Biological process (GO): regulation of GTPase activity; mitotic actomyosin contractile ring assembly actin filament organization
Cellular component (GO): cell cortex
Molecular function (GO): GTPase activator activity; actin filament binding; calmodulin binding
Source: RefSeq, a predicted model, not a curated record